Molecule: messenger RNA, 1186 nt
Organism: Hemiscyllium ocellatum (epaulette shark)
Lineage: Eukaryota; Metazoa; Chordata; Chondrichthyes; Orectolobiformes; Hemiscylliidae
Gene: wdr74
Product: WD repeat domain 74
Exons: 11
Coding region: 29-1129 (366 amino acids)
Biological process (GO): ribosomal large subunit biogenesis
Cellular component (GO): preribosome, large subunit precursor; nucleolus
Molecular function (GO): protein binding
Source: RefSeq, a predicted model, not a curated record
CGGAAGGAGACGGCGGUGGACACUCAAGAUGGCGGCGCGGAGGUGCCAUGUGUGGGUCGGAGCGGAGACGGGGAUCCUGAAGGGUGUGAACCUGCGGCGGAGACAGGCCGCAAACUUCAGUCAGUGUCACCGCGGGCAGGAAAUCAGCGACAUGUGCUGGAGGCAGGAGCAGGUGCUGCUGGGCUGUGUGGACGGGACAGUCAAGACGUUCUGCACAGAGCGAGGAGAGUUCACAGAGUCCCACAAGUGUUCGGGGGGAGAAGGGCCCUUUCGGGGACUGGCUGUGUAUGACAGCUCCCUCGUCACCUGUACUGAGUCUGGCCUUCUCAAGGUGUGGAACGAGGAUUCAGCCGAUCAGAUACAAGUGGGCCGUGGGGUGUGUCGAAUGCGUCAGAAUCCUGGGAGGCCAGAGCGAGUGGCGACUGGAGGGAAGGAGAACGAGCUGAAAGUGUGGGACCUGCAGAGGCUGCAGGAGCCUGUGUUCAAGGCCAAGAACGUGCGGAACGACUGGCUGGAUCUGAGGGUCCCCGUCUGGGUGAGAGAUAUCCAGUUCGUCCCCGACUCAGACAGAAUCAUCACCUGCACGGGACACAGCCAGGUACGUGUCUAUGACCCCAGCUCUCCGCAGCGCAGGCCUGUUCUGGAGAUGAAGUACGAUGAAUACCCAUUAACCGCCAUGUCCUUGACACCUGAUGGCAAUUCAGUCGUCGUGGGCAACACGCACGGACAGGUGGCUGUCCUGGAUAUCCGGAAAGGGAGGCUGCUGAAGUGCCUGAAAGGCCAGGCCGGGAGUAUCCGCGGUAUCCAAACCCACUGCAGCCUGCCCUUGGUGGCCUCCUGUGGGCUGGAUCGCUUCCUGCGGAUACAUGACCUGGGCAGCAAGGAGCUGCUGCACAAGGUCUACCUGAAAUCCCGGCUCAACUGUGUCCUGUGGACAAACCAAGACAACUGGGAGGAGGAGGUUGAGGAAGGCAGCACUGCGGAGGAGGUGAAGGAGGAGUCCGCUGAAGAUGAAAUCUGGGCCUCAAUGGUAACGGUGACUGACUGCUCUGUAUCGAAGCGAGCAGCCCCUCUCCAGGAUCCAGCCGGGAGGCAGAAAAAGAGGAAGGAAGUGACCCAAGAUGCCUAAGGUUCAGCCAGAAGCAACACUGUCCAUUCAUAUCUCUCAGUAAAUCAAAUUAUUGUC